Molecule: messenger RNA, 2705 nt
Organism: Carya illinoinensis
Lineage: Eukaryota; Viridiplantae; Streptophyta; Magnoliopsida; Fagales; Juglandaceae
Product: protein argonaute 2-like
Exons: 3
Coding region: 210-2552 (780 amino acids)
Biological process (GO): regulatory ncRNA-mediated post-transcriptional gene silencing
Cellular component (GO): cytoplasm
Molecular function (GO): RNA binding; protein binding
Source: RefSeq, a predicted model, not a curated record
UUGCUCCGUCAUUUUCACCGUCAGGCAUCAGUUGCAUCGAAACUUCUGGAAUUUCCGAGGUCUUUCACCAGCCUUUUUGUCCCCACCUUUGCACCCUCUCUGUCUCUCUCCGUCAAUUAUAUAUCCAUCGCGCGCUGCACCGUACUGGCUUCCACAAAAUCUACUUGCGUAACGGAUAGUGCUAGAUAGCGACUUUGCUUCCGAGAUCAAUGGAUGGAGGAGGCGGGUACAGAGGAAGAGGCAGAGAUGGAAGUGAAAGAGGAGAUUCGGUGGAGAGAGGAGGACCAAGAGGUAAUUAUAGUGCAAGAGCCAGAGAUGGAGGCGGUGGAGGUGGAUGGAGAGGAAUAGGUGGUGGUAGUCAUCAACAGAGGCCGUGGAGGACUGGGGCCCAGGGGUGGGAAGAAAAACAACGACAGCAGCAAGGCGAUAGCAUUGUUGAAUCUGGUCAUUGGAGGUCUCAGGUGGUGGGAACUACUUCGGUGGGCGGUUCAGGAGAGGGCUCAAACAGUGUUGGGGGUGGUAGCAGAGGAGCUUGGAGGCGAGGUGGUGAUAAUAGAGUGGGAGAAUUAUCGUGGAGGAGUGAUAGUACCGACAUUGAGCCCUCACGGCCUGAACAGCAGCGAGUUGUUAACAAUGUUGAAUCCGGUCAGUGGAGGGCUCCGGCUGUGGGAUCCGCGUUAGUGGGCGGUUCCGGCGAGGGUUCGAGCAGCUUGUGCGGUGGUGGUAGAGAAGCGUGGAGGCGUGGUGGUGAUAAUAGAGGGGGAGAAGUAUCGUGGAGGAGUGAUCAUAAUGCUGAGCCCUCACCUGAACAGCAGCGAGGUAAUGCCAAUGUUGAAUCGGUCCAUUGGAGGGCUCCGGCGGUGGGCGGUUCAGGCGAGAACUCGAGCAGAGUUGGCGGUGGUAGUAGAGGAGCGUGGAGGCGUGGUGGUGAUAAUAGAGGCGGAGGAGAAGCGUGGAGGAGUGAUAGUAAUGUUGAACCCUCACCUGAAGAGCAGCGGGGUGAACCCAAUGUUGAAUCGGGCCGUUGGAGGGCUCCGGUGGUGGGACCCACGCAUGUGGGCAGUUCAGGAGAGGGUUCGAGUAGCGCUGGCGGUGGUAGUAGAGGAACGUGGAGGUGUGGCGGUGAUAAUAGAGGGGGAGGAGAAGCGUGGAGGAGUGGGACAGGGAAGAGUCCGUGGAUUGCUGCACCACCUGUACAGCGUCAGCCCCAGAGAUUUCCACCUGAACGCGUAGCUGAUCCCAUUCUUCCAGAACUGCAAUCUCUGAAAAUGUCAGAGAAGGUGACAACUUUUCAAUCUGAAUCUCUAGAAGAUUCAAACAGAAAUUUUCCUGUGAAACGACCUGAUGAAGGUGGCACACUAGCUACCCAAACUACUAGGCUUUGUGUCAAUCACUUUCCUGUCAAGUUCAGUCCAGACACUGUUAUAAUGCACUAUGAUCUCAAUAUCAAACCAGAGGUGCCACUCAAGAAUGGUCGGCCUCUGAAAGUAUCAAAACCAAACCUGUUGAUGAUCCGGAAUAAAUUAUCUUCUGAUGAUCCUGUACGAUUUCCCUUGUCAUUGACUGCAUAUGAUGGCGAGAAGAACAUUUUCAGUGCCGUAUCGUUGCCCACUGGAAAAUUUUAUGUGCAACUCCCCGAGGGAGAAGACACAAAGGGUGGUUCAUAUGUAGUUACCAUCAAGCUUGUGAAUGAGCUCAAGCUUUGUAAGUUGAGAGAUUACUUGUGUGGUUAUCUCUUGUCAAUCCCCCGUGAUAUAUUGCAAGGAUUGGAUCUUGUAAUGAAAGAGAAUCCAGCUAGAAAAAUGAUCGCAGUUGGCCGAAGUUUUUUCCCAAGAGUACCCAGGGAAGGAGAUGAUCUUAGAUGCGGCAUCCUGGCAUCUAGAGGGUUUCAACACAGCUUAAGGCCCACCUCCCAAGGUCUAGCCAUGUGUCUUGAUUACUCAGUUUUGGCAUUUCGGAAGCGAAUGCCUGUUAUAGAUUUUCUCCGGGAGAAUAUUGUCGGUUUUGUUAUGCAUGAUUUUGGAAGGUUUAGGAGAGAAGUAGAUAGGGCACUGAAGGGGCUGAAAGUUAAUGUGACUCACAGAAAAACCAAACAAAAGUUCAUCAUCAGGGGCUUAACAUUCAACAAUACAAGUAGGAUUCUAUUUGAUGUAGAAGACCCAGAGGGCAAGAUUUCAACAAGGAGAAUCAGGAUUGUUGACUACUUUAGGGACAAAUAUGACAAGGAAAUUUUGUAUAAGGAUAUUCCCUGCUUGGAUUUAGGAAAAGGAAAUAAGAAAAACGAUGUGCCGAUGGAGUUUUGUGUCUUAGUUGAGGGGCAAAGGUAUCCAAAGGAGCAUUUGAAUAGACAUGCGGCCAUAAUGUUGAAGGACAUGUCAUUAGCAAAACCAAAGGUUAGGAAGGAUGAGAUAUGCAGCAUGGUGUGCUCUAAAGACGGACCUUUUGGGUAUGUAAAUACGAAGCUCCUACUUUUUAUUUUGUGGAGGUAUGGUUCAAAAUUUUGGACUGAAAGUAGAUUCGAACAUGACAGAAGUUACAGGACGCAUUAUUGAGCCACCUGAGUUGAAGCUAGGUGCUUCAGAUGGCAAAACAAUUAAGGUAACAGUUGAAAAAGUGAAAUGCCAGUGGAACCUUGUUGGCAAAUCAGUUGUGGAAGGAAAAAGAAUUGAUAGGUGGGGUGUUAUUGACUUCAGCUCUUCUGAGAG